AUGGCGACAGCCAUGUACAACGGUAAUGGCUCUUCCUUUGCCACUACGCCCACUACGCCUGCAGGUCCAGAGGGCAGUGGAAGCAAUGGAAGAGCAGGAGGCGCGGGGGACAGGUCUGGCAGCAUGAUGGGAAGGAGACUCACGGCUGCUAGUCUGAGCAACAGAAAUACCAACAGGUACAGCGUGACUGCUCUGUACAGCAUGGCUGCUGAGCAGGAUGUCGAAGUGGAAGACGAUCUGGCUAGAGGUGAGUCAUUCGCGCUUGGAAGUCGUUUUGUGUCCGCGUCCGUGUCGUGAUGGGUCACGUCAUGCUCUGCCUGCCGAGUCGAGCAAAGUGGCAAUUCUUCGUGUCCGCCACAAUUGACAGGCUCUUCGGCGAGAAGGUUCGGUCGUGGUCAGAUCAUUGGCGUGCAAUUGGCUACAAUCGUCCUCGGAGCGAUGGCGUGGGAGCCCGCAUACGCGUACUGAUUCACUCUUGCCUCAUCCUUGACACGCAGCUCAAAAACGAUUAAGAGAGCUCAAAGGCCGCAUCUCUGCACAGAGCAAGAAGAAUUUCGUCCUCGAGCGGGAUGUCAGAUAUUUGGACAGCCGGAUCGCACUGUUGAUUCAGAAUAGGAUGGCGCUAGAUGAGGUGAGUGAGAUUGUGUCGGCGACUCCGUUUUGUGAGCGCUCAAGGCUUACUGGCAGGACCUCGGUGACCCUUAGCAAUCGGAGGUGGCCUCGACGCUCGAAGACAAUGAGUCGUCAAUGGGCACGACGUUGGAUGAUCGCAAGACGCAGCAGUAUGGCAAUUUGUUCUUCUUGCUACAAUCUGAGCCUAGACACGUUGCCGCGCUCUGUAGAUUGGUCAGCUUGGCCGAGAUCGACACUCUGCUACAGACAGUCAUGUUCACGCUUUACGGAAAUCAAUACGAAAGCAGGGAAGAGCACCUGCUUUUGACCAUGUUCCAGGUGAGUUCGGGGUUCCAAGUGCUGCGCCUGUCUGGUCACAUAGCGCAGGCUGAUGUCUGCUCGUGGCGCUCCUUUCUUUGCAUCUAGUCCGUGCUGUCGGCUCAAUUCGAGACAGCCACAGACUUCGGCUCUUUGCUGCGAGCAAACACACCGGUGUCUCGUAUGAUGACCACCUACACCAGGAGAGGCCCUGGCCAGAGCUUCUUGAAAGAUGUGCUAGCAGAGCGCAUCAACUCUCUCAUCGAGCACAAGGAUCUGAAUCUGGAAGUCAAUCCUCUGAAGGUGCGCCACAUUCUUGCGCAACGCCGUGUCCUGUUGCGCUCGCUGAUCGCUGCACCCUCCCGCUCCCGUCUUGCAGGUCUAUGAGCAAAUGUGCGCCCAGAUUGAGGAGGACACAGGCUCCUUGCCUCCUAACUUGCCCAAAGGUGUUCCACCUGAGGUCGCAGCGGAGAACGCAGAUGUGCAAGCGAUCAUCGCUCCUCGCUUGACUAUGCUCAUGGAGAUUGCCAACAGCUUCCUCCAGACGAUCAUCAAUUCCAUCGACGAGGUGCCGUAUGGUAUUCGAUGGAUCUGCAAGCAAAUUAGAAGUCUCACCAAGCGCAAGUAUCCCGAUGCAACGGACUUUGCAAUUUGCAGUCUCAUCGGUGGUUUCUUCUUCCUGCGUUUCAUCAAUCCCGCGAUUGUUACUCCGCAAGCGUACAUGCUUGUGGACGGGCCGCCAGCGAAGCAUCCAAGGAGGACACUGACGCUGAUUGCCAAGAUGCUGCAGAACUUGGCCAACAAGCCCUCAUACGCGAAAGAGCAGUACAUGAUGAGCCUCAACCCCUUUGUCGAAUCCAACAAGACGAGGAUCAACUCUUUCUUGAACUCACUCUGCGACGUGGCAGACUUUUACGAGACGCUCGAGAUGGAUCAGUACAUGGCCUUGUCCAAGAAGGACUUGCAGAUUCAGAUCACUCUCAACGAGCUGUACAACACCCACUCUCUCGUCGCGCAGCACGUCGACACCUUGGCGCCAAACGAGAAGCAUCACCUCCGAACGCUCUUGGCUGAGCUGGGUCCUUCGCCGGGACAAGUGCCUCGCAAGGAGAACCGCACUCUGGAGCUUCCUUUGUUCAGCCGGUGGGAGACACCGAUUCAGGAUCUCACGACCGCGUUCAUGUCGGAGAACAACGUCACUCAAAAUGACAUUCUGUACAUGGAGACCAAGUCGAUCUUUGUCCAGCUCAUCCGAUCCAUCCCACAAUUGGCGGAAAAGCGACCCAUCAACCUGCCCGCCAUCGCGGAGAGGGCGGCCACCACCAAAGACGCAACCCUUGUGCGCAAAGGUAUCAAAGUCAAAGAGAUGCUGCGUGAACUCGAGGAGCUCAAGGUGGUGGACAGACGAGAUGGCUACAGUCUCAUGACGGACGAAGUCGCGUCCGAGUUGGCGCACCUUGGCAAUAUGCGCGAAAAGGUCAUUCAGGAGAUGCGCAGCCUUGAAGCCGUCUACAAGACCAUCGUCGGACACAACAACUACUUGCGCUCUCAGCUCGACACCUACAAGUCUUACCUGCAGAACGUCCGCAUGACCAGUGGCGGUGGCAAGGACAAGGCGUCUGGCGGAGUCGGCGUGGUCAGCGUGGGUGGAAAGGAGAAGAAACCGCAAAAGAGCCAGAUGCUUGGCCCAUACCGCUUCACCCAUGCCCAAAUGGAGAAGGAUGGCAUCAUCGUCGAGUCAAACGUGCCCGAGAACAGGUGAGUCUAGGGAGUACGCUGUUCAGAUGCUCUCGUGAUCGUUACUGAUCUUGCUCUGCCUUCCUUUACAGGCGAGCCAACAUCUUCUUUAACAUCGCGUCUCCGUCGCCCGGCACCUUUAUCAUUGCGCUCCAUUACAAAGGCAGAGAAAAGGCCAUCCUGGAGAUGGAUCUCAAACUGGACGACUUGUUGGAGAAGCAAAAGGACGAUGUGCAGCUGCUCGACUUGGAGUACGUACAACUCAACGUCAACAAGAUUUUGGGUCUUCUCAACAAGACCUUUGCCAAGGGACGCAAAGCUUGA
Ceraceosorus bombacis is the source of this 2991-nucleotide messenger RNA. Lineage: Eukaryota; Fungi; Basidiomycota; Exobasidiomycetes; Ceraceosorales; Ceraceosoraceae. The record is from the annotation of a GenBank genome assembly.